Messenger RNA from Thermothielavioides terrestris NRRL 8126, 2814 nucleotides. RefSeq lists its product as uncharacterized. The record is from RefSeq and is a predicted model, not a curated record. Gene Ontology annotation, biological process: regulation of actin filament polymerization. Gene Ontology annotation, cellular component: actin filament; plasma membrane; cortical actin cytoskeleton. The transcript is spliced from 3 exons. The coding region runs from base 196 to 2592 and encodes 798 amino acids. NCBI's taxonomy places the organism in Eukaryota, Fungi, Ascomycota, Sordariomycetes, Sordariales, Chaetomiaceae. Gene Ontology annotation, molecular function: actin filament binding.
GCUCUUGCACAGCCUCUUUCGACGUCCGCUGGAGAGCUCCCUCCCAGGCCUCUGUUCCCGUCCUCACACUGAAAAUUCAACAUUCCUCGGAGUCAACCAGCAGGCUCUCGAUCGUUGGUUCCCGUCUUUCCUUGGUUUUCUAUUCCUCUUCUAUUUGUGUCUCCCUCACGUAGCGACGCGAGGACCGACAAUACAAUGGCGUCGCUAAAUCUAUCAAUAAACGGUCCCUCGAUCAAAAGCAGCUACCAGGGCGUCAUCAAUGGCCCUGCCCUUUCGUCGACCUCGCCGACCGCAGCGCGCUGGGCGCUAUUUACAGUGCAGGCGCCGCUGCUGAAUGCGUUCCAGAACACCGGUGCGAAAGAGAGCAUUCUGAAGGUCGAGAGCACUGGUGAUGGCGAACUCGCCGAGCUUGUGGAAGAGUUCAACGAAGGCCGCAUCCAGUUUGCUUUCGUGAGAGUCAAGGAUCCGAACACCGGCCUUCCCAAGAAUGUCCUCAUCGCCUGGUGCGGCGGCGGCGUCCCGGAGCGCACCAAGGGCUACUUCACGAGCCACGUUGCCGCUGUGUCCAAGGUUCUUCACGGAUAUCAUGUCCAGAUCACAGCGCGCUCCGACGCCGACCUCGCGCCAGAAGAUAUCAUGCAAAAGGUCGCCGAUGCGUCGGGAGCUAAAUACUCUGCGGGGGGCUCCACUCCCACCCCCGCGGCGGCGCCUCCUCCGGUCGCUAAGAAACCCGUGUUCACCCCGACAACGUCCGUGUCCGGGAGCUCCUUCAAUCCGCCGGCAGCCGCACGCAACCGGAGACCUGAGCAUACCGACGAUGACGGCUGGGGCGCCGACGCACCGCCGGUCACACGUACCGAACUGGAGAAGGUCGAGCCGGCUUACAAGCCGACAAAAGUGGAUAUCGCGGCCCUGCGCAGGAACAAUGACGACUCGCGGUUCAACGGGCCGUCGAAGCCGGACGACCGGCCGAGCGAUAUCGUCAAGGGGGGUUACCAACCGGUGGGCAAGGUCGACAUCGCUGCGCUCAGGGCCCAGGCCUCACAGGAUGACCGUCCCACGGUGGUCAAGGGCGCCUACGAGCCUGUGGGUAAGGUGGAUAUUGCUGCCAUCCGUGCAAGAGCUCAGCAGCGCCCUACCGAGCCCGAGGCCGAGCCGGCACAGCCCAAGAGCCUUGCCGAACGCAGCGCUGCCUUUACCCAAUCGGAACGGCUUACCGAGCUGCCCAAGCCCAAGGUUGCGAAAGCAUUUGGCGGCACGCCCUUCACCGGAACCAAGGCUCCCACCCCCGUGGGCCUGGGCUUUGGUGCUCCGUCGAUGCCUGCCCCGCCGCCUGUUGGUGCCGCUAGCCGGACGUUUGCUGACCAGGACGGCAAAACCCCAGCUCAGCUCUGGGCUGAGAAGAAAGCCAGGCAAGGCGGCGCGGCCGGGAAUACCGUAUCUCCGCCAGUGACGUCGCCCAUCGCAGCCCAGAAGAGCGGUAGCGAGUGGAAGAGUGGCUAUUCGGGUAAAACCUGGGCACCUGUACAGACCACGACGUAUGGUCGAGGAGGCGUGGAGAAGCAAAAGACGGGAGGAACCGAGCGGUCGGAGCCGGAGCCGGAGCCGGAGCAACCCGUGGCAGGCGCUGCGGGUGUCUCGGCGUUACGCGACAGGUUCAAGGACGCCGCGCCUAUGGGCACGACUACCCGGUCCGCCCGGAGCGUUGCUGCUCCCGUUGAGGACGAACCAGCACCGCCGCCGCUGCCGUCGGAGACCCGGCCUGCUGGCGGUUUUGCUCUUCCCGGCCUUUCUUCUCGUCCGGCUGCUGCAAAUCAGGAAGAGGAAGAGGAAAAGGAGGCAGAAGCGCCCCCAUCUAUCCCGUCGCGCAACUACGAAGAGCGCGAGUCGUCGCCUGUCCGGGUUGCGAUGCCUGUCCCCCGGAGUGCCGCUCCUGCGAUGGAGCCUCCGGCCGAGAGACUGCCUCCACGACCGGUGCCCGUCCCGGAGGAGCUGCCCAAGGAAGAGGAACUCCCGACUGAGCGAGAGUCUAACGAUCCGCGAGCUGCGGCAGCCGCCGUCGCCGCCGUGGCCAGCAGCGCAGCGACCCAUGCCGCAGACAGCGGGCCUGCAGCCACUGGUGCGUCUGGCGGUAGGAGGGCGCUGAUUCAAUACGACUACGAGAAGGCCGAGGACAAUGAGAUUGAGCUCCGGGAAGGCGAAUAUGUCACCAAUAUCGAGAUGGUAGACGAUGAUUGGUGGAUGGGUACCAACGCUCAGGGCGAGACCGGCCUGUUCCCGAGUAACUACGUCGAACUUGUUGACGACGACGAAAGGUCCGCUGCCCAGCCAGCGCCGGCGCCGGCGCCGGCCCCUGCCCCGGCCCCGGCUCCGGCGGCAGCCCCCGCAGUGCCCGACGAGCCUGAGCAUGUCGCAGCGGGACCCACGGCGACAGCACAAUUUGACUAUGAGGCUGCAGAAGACAAUGAACUAAGCUUUCCCGAGGGAGCCAAGAUUACAAACCUGGAGUUUCCGGACGAGGAUUGGUGGUUCGGUCACUACGGUGGAGCGUCCGGUCUCUUCCCAGCAAACUACGUGCAGCUCGACUCAUAGACUGAAGACCAUGCGUGUGGGGGGAUUCCGCACGAGCAGGCGUUUCUCUAUCUCGUUAUUGUGUUUGAAGGCUGGUAAACAAGACAGGUAUCUUGGCUUGAUGAGUGCAAACCCCUUGGUGCCUCCCUAGCCCCGCGCGAUAUUCUCCAACUCAUGUGUGAAAUGGCCGUGACGUGAACUACGUAGAAAAGGCAAGUUUUGAAUCGCUUGUUGCCAAGGGCU